CACGUGACUGAAGCUCGAGUGCACGUCUAUGUCUGUAUAGUCGGUGCACGACUAGCAGUACCGGUCGGUCGUCUAGAAAGCUAGUUGGCUGUCCAAUUAUUUGAACGCGCGUAGCGCGAGCCUGUUCCAAUGCUUUGCAAUCGGUUGUUCGCUACCGGCAUUCGGCGAGCAAGGAUUGUCAGCGGACCCUACAAUCAUUGACGUUCACGUCAUACUAGUGUCAGCAAUCUGUCGGACGUAUCGAUAGAGUGCACGAUGAUGAGUUUACUCGAACCACUUCUCGACAUUCCGACAGCCUACUACGGGGCGCUGCUGGGCGUCGGAUUCUGCAUCUACUACCUUUUCGAAGUCGUUAAAACGCCGAUGUUGGUAUGUGCGAAUGGACCAUUUCGAUCGUUUCUAGAAGAACAUGUGCCUUUGGUGAGAAACAAAUUUUGGCCAACUUUAUGGUGUUUCGAAUCGCGAGCACAAACCAUCAUGGCGAGUUUUCUUAGAUCGCGAAUCUUGCCACCUAUUCACUAUCGCAGAGAGAUCCUGACCUUGUCGGAUGGUGGUGAAGUAGCCCUGGAUUGGGCGGAAGAGGGAUGUUCUACAACUUCGCCCAUCGUGAUCAUUUUACCAGGACUUACCGGUGCAAGUCAAGCGGAAUAUAUCAAGUGCCUUAUCUCGUCCACGAAAAAGGUUGGAAUACGAUGCGUGAUCUUCAACAACAGAGGGCUAGGAGGCGUAGAACUGAAGACUCCUCGAAUGUACUGCGCUGCAAAUAGUGACGAUUUAUCAGAAGUUAUUGAAUAUGUAAAAACAAUUUAUCCCAAUGUACCUCUUGGAGCAACAGGAAUCUCUAUGGGAGGAUUAAUUUUAGGUAAUUAUUUAGCACAGCAAAGAGUAAUGGCAAAGGCUAAACUCAAAGGCUGUUUCCUAAUUUCUGUACCGUGGAACGUGUUUGCCGCAACGAAAAACACUGAAGAAAAUUAUUUUAAUUUGAUGAUAAAUAAAUAUCUGGCUGGUUCACUCCGUAAGAACAUACAACGCUUGCACUAUUCUUCGGAAACCGGAAUGUUUGACGUUGACAUUGAUACUCUCCUUAAAAGUCAAACUGUGCGAGAAUUUGAUUCACAUUUUACGGUGAAACAAUUCGGAUAUAAAGACGUCGAAGAAUACUAUUCCAAUGCAACCAUACAUGACAAAUUACACUUGAUUGAUGUACCAUUAUUGUGUCUCAGCGCUGCAGACGAUCCAUUUCAACCAGUUCAAGCCAUACCAUUAAAGGAAAUAUCACAAACUAAAAAAGUAGCUGUUGUUGUAACAUCUCGUGGUGGCCACAUUGGUUUCCUUGAGGGGAUGUGGCCAGUAAAAGAAGAACAAUACAUGGGUAAACUAUUUUCACAAUUUUUCACCGCUCUAUUCACUACUGGUUUUGAUCAUCAAACGUUGUGACGAACUUAUAAAUUAAGUAUCAAAUACAUUCACAAAUAUCAAUACCAAAUAUUUCGUCUACGUUUGGGCAUUGCGUAAAAAUUAUCACGUGCCAUAAUUAAUCGUAUUCAGGGUAUUGCACAUGUGAUGUUAAUAGUAUUAAGAAUUAUUGAAUUUUCACCGCUUUUAUAUUCAAAAAAUUAUCAUCGAUGACCUACAAAAUAUUAGUUACUAAUAUAAUAUAGAUAUAAUUUUUUAC
Messenger RNA from Eufriesea mexicana, 1675 nucleotides. RefSeq names its product abhydrolase domain containing Hydr1 (gene Hydr1). The transcript has 7 exons. NCBI's taxonomy places the organism in Eukaryota, Metazoa, Arthropoda, Insecta, Hymenoptera, Apidae. Gene Ontology annotation, molecular function: monoacylglycerol lipase activity; acetylesterase activity. Gene Ontology annotation, biological process: medium-chain fatty acid biosynthetic process; medium-chain fatty acid catabolic process. Bases 256 to 1437 code for a protein of 393 amino acids. The record is from RefSeq and is a predicted model, not a curated record.